Lagopus leucura (white-tailed ptarmigan) is the source of this 4232-nucleotide messenger RNA. It is a transcript of the gene GTF2H1, whose product is annotated as general transcription factor IIH subunit 1. Lineage: Eukaryota; Metazoa; Chordata; Aves; Galliformes; Phasianidae. The transcript is spliced from 16 exons. The coding region runs from base 2173 to 3888 and encodes 571 amino acids. Gene Ontology annotation, biological process: transcription by RNA polymerase II; transcription by RNA polymerase I; nucleotide-excision repair. Gene Ontology annotation, cellular component: transcription factor TFIIH holo complex; transcription factor TFIIH core complex. The record is from RefSeq and is a predicted model, not a curated record.
GCUGAUCGCGGUAGCGGGGCCGACCUCAGGCCUGCCCCGGCUGAUUACCACUCCAAGCACAUCCCCAGCGGGGCCAGUGACAGCCCUGAGGGUUGCUUUUAUUCCUGCUCAGAACCCGAGCGCGACGGCGGUACUGGAGAGCUCUCAGAAGAGAGCUGUGAGAUGCAGCAGUGGUUAGGGAGAGGCUGUGUGUUAGAGGAAAGCUCGCUGUUGGAAUGUGAUGGCGUUUCCAGGUGGUCUCCUUCCAGAGUUGGGGAGGAGUGGCUGUAGGUGGUCAGCAGCCAGCACCCCGUACUUUGCUCCGGCACAGACCCUGCCCGUUGCAGGCUGCAGCCAACAGUGCCAGCCCAGACAGGCACGAUGACAAAUAGGAGCCGGGCAUUAGGCCUGCUGCCUGAUCCCUGUGAUCUUCCCAGCCGUUAACCAGCACUUUAAAAAUUCUGUCACUGGAGAACUUGGAAUAACCUGUGUCUGGUUAUCCUAUUCAGGAAGAUGCUUUAAACCAAAGAAACAUCUCUUCUGAAAUUCGCAGUUGAAUGACUUCAAUGCUGCUGUCUUCAGCAGCAGACUAAAAUUGCUAUUAGAGCUGCAAAAUAGCAGAAUUUCUCCUGUGCACAUUGCAGUCCUUGCUUCUUGGAGCAGCACUGCCACGAACUGCAGCACCAAUUGCCGGAAGCUCCAGAACAGUGAUCAAGCACAGAUGUGAUGAUGAUGAGGCAGGCAGGCAGGAGCAGCUCACUGAGGGCUUUAACCUCCACAAUGUACCUAAGGUCUGAAUAAAGAAAAGAAGACAGCGUGCUAUGUGAGGACAUGGCCUUCCUCUCAGCAGCAGCUAGGAGUGUCCUCGUGCUGCUCUCACAGCUGGACAGCUGGUGGCUUUCUGCAUUUUGUGUGAUGCUGGCUGUGCUUGUGAGUUUUAUGAUCCUGCUGCCACUAUUAGUUGCUGCAUGAGAAAGAGAGCAUGACAAUGAUAAGUAUGAGUGUAUGCCCUCCAUGCCCUCCCAGCAGGCAGAAGGAGCCACUUGUGGGAUCUGUGCUCACUGCCUGCAUGCUGCAGGCAUGGUGCUGGCAGCACUGCGGCUAUCAGCGAGAAACUGCUGCUGGUUGCUCCGUGGCGCAGCAAAAAGGCUGCUUGUAGGUGGGUGAAAUUGCACAGUACAAAAGCAAGGCACUCAGCACAGUGAGCCCCAAAUGCUUCUCUUUCUGUUCUGUGCAGUUUAAAUUCCUUUGCAUUCUGUGGCUUUGUCUCUUUUGCAUUUGAUAAUAACAUCCUUGAAGGACUGCAAAGUAAAGGCAGAAAGAAGUGAAAAUCCUCAGUCUUGCAUAUAUGGAGGUUUCUGGUCUGUUGGAACAUGUGGGCAGCUGUCUCUUUCUGGUAAGGAUGAAGUGCUGAUGGGAGACCAGAGACCACGAUAGAAAAUUCUGCAUAAAACGGGAGCACGAAUAACACUGAAGGAUAAUAGUGCUGUUGGGGAGACUGUAAUGGAUUGUGCUGAGAAGCUGUUGUGAAAUGAUGCCAUGUGGUUUUCCUUGAGAAAGCAGCAUUGGCAGGGCUGCUCAGCGUGGCACGGCCUGUUGUGGUUGCUGCUGCAGUGGUGUGGAUGGGAACCCCCACAGUCAGAUCUGCACUGUUGAAGUGUUGGGUGAGGCUUCAACUGAUAGAUGCCACAGAGGGGUGAAACUGAAGUGCAGGAUCCAUUCACCACAAAAGCUUUCCAUACGCUAUUUUACGUAACACGUUCUGAUGAUGGGCUUGCAGUACUGAGGAGAAUGCUGUGCUGCUAUACGAACUGUCAGAGCCAAAUCUCAAAAAUAAAAACCCCGCAUGCCCCCACCUCUGAUUUUAAAUGUUCAGAGGCAUCAUUCUGUGCUAGGUAAUAUUGGUGUGAUAAGCUGUACGUGCUGUACAAUGCAGGCACCAGCAAAUACGAGAGGUACUCUUAAAACCCACAAAACAUACUGGCUUUUGAAAAUACUGUUCUGUGUUUCAGCAGGAAAGUUCAUGGUGUACAAAAUAUGUUAAUUGGACAGACAAAACAUUUUCAACAAAGAUGUCAUUUUUUGAUGGGCGUGCAACAAUAUGUUGAUAGAAUCUGCUGGACAUACCUAUGGUGCACUCAUUCUCUUGAGAAAUUUGAAGCUGUAGGGUGAAGCUGUAAAGAGCGAGGGAUAAUGACUGCUGGAAAUGUUACAGCAAGUAUUAAAAGGCUUCUGGAUGUGAGACAGCUCCUUGUAGCCACGAUGGCAACGUCAUCAGAAGAAGUGUUACUGAUUGUAAAGAAGGUCCGCCAGAAGAAGCAGGAUGGAGCUCUGUACCUUAUGGCUGAGAGGAUAGCGUGGGCACCCGAAGGCAAAGACCGCUUCACAGUCAGCCACAUGUAUGCAGACAUAAAAUGCCAGAAAAUCAGUCCAGAAGGUAAAGCUAAAAUUCAGCUUCAGCUAGUAUUGCAUGCAGGGGACACAACCAACUUUCACUUCUCCAACGAAAGCACAGCAGUGAAGGAGCGAGAUGCGGUAAAGGACCUUCUUCAACAACUCUUGCCCAAAUUCAAGAGGAAAGCUAAUAAAGAACUUGAGGAGAAGAACAGAAUGCUGCAAGAAGAUCCUGUUUUGUUUCAGCUCUAUAAAGACCUUGUUGUGAGCCAAGUAAUCAGUGCUGAAGAAUUCUGGGCCAACCGUUUAAGCCUGAAUGCAGGGGAUAAUUCUGCAGCACCUAGUAAGCAGGAUGUGGGCAUCUCUGCAGCAUUUCUGGCUGACGUACGACCUCAAACAGAUGGCUGCAAUGGUCUGAGGUACAAUUUGACUUCAGAUAUCAUUGAAUCCAUAUUUCGAACAUAUCCUGCAGUGAAAAUGAAAUAUGCAGAAAAUGUUCCACAUAACAUGACAGAAAGGGAAUUCUGGACACGAUUUUUUCAGUCUCAUUAUUUCCACCGGGACAGACUCAACACAGGCUCAAAAGACCUCUUUGCUGAAUGUGCCAAACUGGAUGAGAAAGGGUUAAAAGCAAUGGUGUCUCAAGGAGUGAAAAACCCUAUGAUAGAUUUAACAGCUUUGGAAGACAGAACGUUAGAUGAAGGCUAUGGUGUUGCUCCUGUGGCCUCUACAUCAAAUGCCUCAAAAACUGCUAGAGAAAGUAGCAAUGCUGCCAUUAUAAAACGCUUUAAUCAUCACAGUGCCAUGGUCCUUGCAGCUGGCCUCAGAAAACAAGAAGCACAAAAUGACCAUUACAGUGAGACCAGCAGUACGGAUGGAAACUCCAGGGAUUCAGAUUUCUUUCAACCACCAAUGAAAAAGGUGAAACUACAGGAAUCCAUUGAAUAUGAAGAUUUAGCAAUGAAUAAUAGCACUAAAACUAUUGCACUAAAUUUAAAGAAAUCUGACAGGUAUUAUCAUGGUCCAACUCCAAUUCAAUCACAGCAAUAUGCAACCAGUCAGGAUAUAAUUAAUUCUUUUCAUAGUAUUAGGCAAGAAAUGGAAGCAUAUGUACCCAAUCUAACUCAGGUUCUUUCAAGUGGUGAUGCUACUAGCACAAUUGCAGUCCUGUCACCUGGAGGAGCACUUAUGCAGGGUGGAACACAGCAAGCCAUAAACCAGAUGGUGCCAAAUGACAUUCAGUCUGAAUUAAAACAUUUGUAUGUGGCAGUAGGGGAACUGCUAAGACACUUCUGGUCCUGCUUUCCUGUUAACACACCAUUCCUAGAAGAAAAGGUUGUGAAAAUGAGGAGCAACUUGGAAAGAUUUCAGCUUACAAAGCUCUGCCCAUUCCAAGAAAAGAUUCGGAGACAGUAUUUAAGCACAAAUUUGAUAAGUCAUAUAGAAGAGAUGCUGCAGACAGCCUACAAUAAGUUCCACACGUGGCAGUCCCGGCGUAUGCUGAAGAAGACGUGAGAGUGCAUGCUGUACAGGUUUGAGAACAAAAAUCUGCAAUAGGGAUAGGAGUACAACCUAGCACAUGUGCAGAUCUUAUAGUUGUUGCAGGAAGACCUGCAACCUACGGACUUCUGGAAAAGAUGCUAACUGAACUUGCACAUUUUUUGGAAAAAGAAAAAAAAAAAGAACUGAGAUUAAACUUGAAAACUAGGGAGAAGAACAAGAGCGAACCAAAACAGAAGAGCUGAGGCGCAAAACUAUUUAAAAGACACUGUUUACUGCAGUUACUCAGGAACUGCUUUUGAUUUGCAUUAAGAGCUGCUUUCAGAAAUAAAAAAUUUAAAGAGGGCGUAUUAAUAAAA